Molecule: messenger RNA, 432 nt
Organism: Phyllostomus discolor (pale spear-nosed bat)
Lineage: Eukaryota; Metazoa; Chordata; Mammalia; Chiroptera; Phyllostomidae
Product: mitochondrial import inner membrane translocase subunit Tim13-like
Exons: 1
Coding region: 54-341 (95 amino acids)
Source: RefSeq, a predicted model, not a curated record
GGCGCAGGUACGGGUCGGCGCACGCGGCAACGGCUGGUUAACUUUGCGGGGCCAUGGAGGGUGGCUUCGGUUCGGAUUUCGGGGGCUCGGGCUGCGGCAAGCUGGACCCGGGGCUCAUCAUGGAGCAGGUGAAGGUGCAGAUCGCUGUGGCCAACGCGCAGGAGCUGCUGCAGAGGAUGACAGACAAAUGCUUCCAGAAGUGCAUCGGGAAGCCUGGGGGCUCCCUGGACAAUUCGGAACAGAAAUGCAUCGCCAUGUGCAUGGAUCGCUACAUGGAUGCCUGGAACACCGUAUCCCGAGCCUACAACUUGCGGCUGCAGCGAGAACGAGCCAACAUGUGACCAGGAUUUUCUGGGCCUGGCCAGGCCAGCGGGCCAUCCCCACCCGUGUUCGAUUUCCAUAAAUGUGCUUUGUGAGGUGAAAAAAAAAAAA